Trichobilharzia regenti is the source of this 3471-nucleotide messenger RNA. Lineage: Eukaryota; Metazoa; Platyhelminthes; Trematoda; Strigeidida; Schistosomatidae. The record is from the annotation of a GenBank genome assembly.
CUUUUUUCCUACUUAUUCGUGAAGGCAACAGGUUGGAAGCGACAAGUCAGAAGCAACUAAAAUAAAUAUUUAGCCAAGAAGUGUUUGAAGUGGUAUUCAUUUCAUGUAUUUCUUUGAAUAGAAUUUUUUCUUGUAAAGACAUUUGCUUCGCUCAACUUAUUUUGUAAAAAAAGUACUGAAACAGACUCAAAUGAAUCUCUGUCGAUUUUAUUAAUCAUGAUGACGCCUAAAUUGUCAGUGGAUAACGGUCAUCUUCAAGACAUGACUAUGCAGUAUAUGGAAGCGAUUAUGCGUCUGAAUAAGAACAACAAUAGUAACGUUGACAUAAGCAAUAAUUAUCAUAAUAAUAUGAUUGCUACUCACAAUAACACAUUUCAUUCUAACAUGCAUGCAGUAGUAACUGAACAUCAGCACACAGAUAAACAUCAUAAUAGCCUCGGUGAUCUGAAUCACCAUGGCUGUUGUAAUCCCUGGAGGAAUUCAUUAAAUAAUUAUAAUAAUAUUCAUAAUAGUGAUAGAAGUAAUGAACACUAUCAAGAAAAUUUUCAGAAUGGAGUCUCUUACGCUUACCGUAUCCCGUACAACCAAUUAAGUCAAAAUGUUAAUAAACAAUUAGAUGUGCCUACAAAAUCAACGGAUGCAUUGAAUCAACAUUGUAAAGCAAAUUGUUUAAAUCAAAUGUUAACGGAUCAAUUGAAAUGCGAAAAUUUCUAUUCACAAAUGCAACAGUAUUUGAUGCUGUUAUGUGAAUGGUUUAAAAAUAAUUCUAAUAAUAUGACAACAAUGAAUACUACACCAACUAGCAAUGAUAUUACUAAUAUAACAAAUAAUUCUAGUAGUAUCACACAUAACUGGAUGAAUUCAGCAACCCUGUCAUCUCCGUGUUCCUCAUCUUCAACAUUGUCACCUGCAAGUAUAACACAAUUAUCAGAUAAUAAAAAUAACAGUCCGUUGAAUAACCUACCUCAUGUCUUCAACUAUUCUGCAUCAGUCACAUCUACAGGUUUCUGUGCUCCUCUACCUUCCUGUUCUGCAUCAUCCUCAUUCUCGUCAUCGUCUGUCUCCUCAUAUUCAGUACCACUAUCCAUUUCUACAACACCUUCCAGUUCAUAUAAUUGUACAGAUAUGUCAUUAGAUAAUAAUAAUAAUAAUCAAAGCAAUAUACCAAAUUCUAUUAGAAAUAUUCUAAGUAAUAAUAAUAGCAAUAAUAGAAAUGAAGAUAAUUUUCAAUAUUUAACAAAACGCAUUGAACACAUUGAACCGACAUUGAUCAAAACAACAGAAAACGCGUACACUGAUAAUAGUGAAACUCAAUGUAAUCAUCAAGUACAAAGCAAGAAAGCAAAAAAUGAAGGAGAAGAAAAAAUUAAUUCAUUUAAAGUUAACCAGAACAAUACUAGUAUAAAUAGUUUAAAUAUGAUGAAUACUCAUUCUCAGAAUGCCAAUAAUCACGCAUACGACAGUGUAUAUAGCAACUAUAUCCAAGGGAUGAUGUUUAAUGAGUGUAUAAAUGCGAAAUCUUGUAUAAACUCACCUUCAACAACAAGAACACUACCAUCCCAAGUACCAGUAGACAUUAAUAAGUUACCAAUUUGUAAUACAAGUAAUAAUGAGUAUGAAUUAGUUAACAAUAGUUUCAGUCAAUUAAUCAAUACUUAUGAUUAUCAUAUGCAAAAGAUUGUUCAAAUGAAACAAGAAGGAUUGCAUAAAGGAGGAGUCAGUGAAGGAGAGGCUGGUGAAGUAGUGGGGGAAGAGCAAAGAGGAAAAAGAAGAGUUAAACAAACAACGAAGUGUAAUAAUCAAUGUUCAAUGAAUUCAAAGAAUCACAAGACUGUAUAUCAUAAAAACUUGAACAAUACUAAACGUUGGUUUAAAACUUUUCAUGAAAAUUCAAAAGUACGAAAAGUAGAAACACACUUUGAUUUUAAACAUUUAGCACAAUCGUGUAUUGAUGCUGAAGUGAAUAGCAUUCGAAAUGUGCCCAGUUCAUCAUCAUUUAAUCUGCAAUCAAUGCAAUUUCAUCAUGAAAAUCAGUAUUAUCCCAAUCAACAGUUGAUCAGUAGAAGUAUUGAAACUACAAAUAAUUCCAGUGUUUACAACAUUGAAUCAUCAUUGAUGAAUUCAUCAUCAGGGGUACUGUCACCUCUGUCAUCCUCCAUAUCGUCGUCAAUACUAGCAGCAGCUUCAACGACGACGACGACAACAACAACAACCAUUUCAGCCAUAGCAAUGGAGAGGCGGAUUGUAAAUUUUAAAGAAAACAGAAGUAAUCGCUUAACUGGAAUUCAUCUGAAGGCUACAGAUUCAAGAUUACGUGUAAAUUGUGGUCGAUUGAUUCCUCCAAAAGAAGACAAAGUAAAUCAUAAUGGAUCACGCAGAAGAAUUCGUAAACAGUAUAUAUGUCGAUUUUGUUUACGUCAAUUUACAAAAUCCUACAAUCUUUUAAUUCAUGAACGUACACAUACAAAUGAAAGACCAUUUCCUUGUGAUGUCUGUGGUAAGGCAUUUCGACGACAGGAUCAUUUAAGAGAUCAUAGAUUUACGCAUAGCUCAAAGAAACCAUUCCUAUGUGAAAUUUGUGGUAAAGGAUUUUGUCAAUCACGUACUCUGGCAUUACAUCGUACUACGCAUCAAGUGAAUCAGCCGGAAAAUAAUUCACCUGUUAUUCAAUCCAAUGAGUUUAAUACUACUACUACUACUAAUAAUAAAACAAGCGGUAUGAGUGAUAAAAAUUCUAAAAUGGCUUUUAGCAAUUCCUCCUGUCUUCCUUUAUUACAACAUCCUUCUAUUCCUAUGCAUCAUCGUCAAGAUCAAAAGCAACAGUGUUAUCCCCAUGAACAGGAACAAGAUGAACAAAAUCGUACUACAAAUGAUCAGCAUAUGACUGAACCAGUAUUAUGGAGUUAAGAUUUUUAUGUAGAAAAGAUUGAAAAAUGCCUUUUUCAUAUAUAUUUGUUUACUUAUCCUAUCCUGCCUCCCCUCUCUUGACAAAAACAAAUCAGAAGAACAACACACCAGGAUAGUAUCAAGUGGUUAUACGGAACAUUUACUUUUGUACACAACUACUUCCGUUAUCCGUAUAUAUAUACACACACACACAUAUUCAAGAAAUAUGAAGUAUAGACAAAAGAUGAUUGUUUAACUCUUCUGUAAACUGACUGCUAUACAUUUCAAAUCAACACAAUUCACGAAGAAUAUUGUUGGGUAAUUUUCAUUUGCCUCCUUCUUCUUCUUCUUCCUCCUCUCCUCACCUCUAUAUUCAUCGACAGUCACCUAUUUCACCUAUAACAGCGCAUGUAUGUUUCAAUAUUGAUGUUAAUCUGAAGUGACCAGUCUAGCUGGCAACAGGUGUUUGUUCUUUACUUUACCUCUUUCUUGUUUAGUUUAUUUUCUUCAGUUUGAAGAUUAUUUGAAGAAAAAAAUCGAGUGCAUAUCAAAUUUUACUUAAUAUACAUAUAAUUAUUACAUUUA